Cynocephalus volans (Philippine flying lemur) is the source of this 1614-nucleotide messenger RNA. RefSeq names its product cyclic GMP-AMP synthase (gene CGAS). NCBI's taxonomy places the organism in Eukaryota, Metazoa, Chordata, Mammalia, Dermoptera, Cynocephalidae. The transcript has 5 exons. Gene Ontology annotation, molecular function: double-stranded DNA binding; chromatin binding; 2',3'-cyclic GMP-AMP synthase activity. The record is from RefSeq and is a predicted model, not a curated record. The coding region runs from base 1 to 1614 and encodes 537 amino acids. Gene Ontology annotation, cellular component: site of double-strand break; cytosol; nucleus. Gene Ontology annotation, biological process: DNA damage response; activation of innate immune response; paracrine signaling.
AUGGACCCUCGGCGCGGAAAGGCGACGCAGACAGCUUCGAAGGCCGGAGCCUCCGCCCCUAAGCUUUCGGUGCGAAGUGCGAAGGGCCCCCUGACGCAGCCCACCGAAUCUCGAGCUGCUCCCAAGGCCGCCCGGCCCACCGCGAGGGCCGGUGGCCCCCCCAGGGAAUCGGGAUCCCCGCAGAAGAAGAGCGCUCCGGACCCUCAGGAGAGGCCGCAGGACCGCGCGCCGGGGGCCCGGGCCAAGAGGCCAUCACUACGCGCCCGGGACGCGCAGCCUUCGGGGGCUGGCAGCGCCGUCCCGGCGGAGGGACAGCAGACUCCGACAGAGGUACAGUCGGUUCCCGCGAAGUGGCUGGAGCCUCCCGCGGUCCCGAGGCCCCCACUUUCCAGGACAGGAUCUCGCGGCGAUAGGGGCGAGCGCUUCGCUCCGGAGCGGAAACCCCAGCCCACGCCGGUGCCCAGCCCCGGACCGCCGGAACUUACCCCAGAUCUCGGCCGUGGGGAGGCGGCGUCCAGCGGCUGGAAGCCCCGGACGGUGCUGGAGAAGUUGAGGCUGAGACGCCAGGAAAUCUCGGUGGCGGCCGAGGUCGUGAACCGGGUGGUGGACCACCUGUUGCGGAGACUGCAGAACCGCGAGUCCGAGUUCAAAGGCGUCGCGCUGCUCAACACCGGGAGCUACUACGAGCACGUGAAGCUUUCUGCACCUAAUGAAUUUGAUGUCAUGUUUAAACUGGAAGUCCCCAGAAUUCAACUAGAAGAAUAUUGCAACAGUGGUGCUCAUUACUUUGUGAAGUUAAAAAGAAAUCCCAAAGGAAAUCCUCUGAAUCAGUUUUUAGAAAAUGAAAUAUUAUCUGCUUCUAAGAUGCAGUCAAAAUUUAGGAAAAUUAUUAAGGAAGAAAUAAAAAACAUCAAAGAUGCAGCUGUCAGUAUGGAGAGAAAGAAAAGAGGGAGUCCUGCUGUAACACUUCUUAUUAGAAAACCUGAAGAAAUAUCUGUGGAUUUAAUCCUGGCUUUGGAGUCAAAAAGCAGCUGGCCUGCUAGCACCCGAGAAGGCCUGCCCAUCAAUAACUGGCUUGGAACAAAAGUUAGGAAUGAUCUAAGACGACAGCCAUUUUACCUUGUACCCAAGCAUGCAAAAGAAGGAAAUGGUUUUCAAGAAGAAACAUGGCGGCUGUCCUUUUCUCACAUUGAAAAGCACAUUUUGUUCAGUCAUGGAGAAUCUAAAACAUGCUGUGAAACGGAUGGAGUGAAAUGUUGCAGGAAAGAUUGUUUAAAGCUAAUGAAAUACCUUUUAGAACAGCUGAAAAAGAAGUUUGAAGACCAGAAAGAACUGGAUAAAUUCUGUUCUUAUCAUAUGAAAACUGCCUUCCUUCACAUCUGUACCAUGUACCCACAUGACAGUCAGUGGCAUUCCAAAGACCUGGAACUCUGCUUUGAUAACUGUGUGGCAUACUUUCUUGAGUGCCUCAGGAAAGAACAACUUAAGAAUUAUUUUAUUCCUGGAGUUAAUCUAUUCUCUCAAGACCAAAUUGACAAAAUAAGUAAAGAAUUUUUGUUCAAUCAAAUUGAAUAUGAAAGAAACAAUAGAUAUCCAGUUUUUAGAGAAUUUUGA